AUGAUCCAUUUCGACGCCAUUCUCUUCCCUUCCGACGGACACCAGCCGACUCUUGUCCAGCUCAUGACUAGCCCGAUGACAAUCUCGACUCAUCAUUCUUCCUACACCACUUCCCCGUCGCGCAUGCCCCACCCUGAAAUUCAUAUGGACUACAUCGCCGAUGGUAUUGGUCCCCGGGCAUGGAAAUAUCAGCUCGUAGAAGCCCUCGACGGCAUGAACCGGAAGUUCGCGAACCCUUAUAUCAUUUUCUACCCCGUUGUCUCUCGCGACGGCAUGCCUUUUCCUAUCAACAAAAGCAUUAGACAAAUUCAGGGGAGGUCUUUCAAGGACGAGGUCGCUUGGCGGGGGAACAUUAUUAUCGCGAAGUACCGCGACAACCCGUUCUCUUCCAUGAUGAAUGCGUCAAUGGCGGACUUUCCUCUCCUGAAAAAUUACCUUUUGACACAUGGAUCUCCAUCCGAGCAUUGA
Guyanagaster necrorhizus is the source of this 468-nucleotide messenger RNA. RefSeq lists its product as uncharacterized. The transcript has 5 exons. Bases 1 to 468 code for a protein of 155 amino acids. NCBI's taxonomy places the organism in Eukaryota, Fungi, Basidiomycota, Agaricomycetes, Agaricales, Physalacriaceae. The record is from RefSeq and is a predicted model, not a curated record.